AUGAGAGCCUUCAUUCCUUUGAACCGGGCCACAUUUGGACUUUUAUGGAGCUGCUUGAGUUUUCUACACUGCGUUCAUUGUGGUUUAGGCGACAACCAUGUGCAUUCUAGUUUUAUUUACAGGAGAUUGCGUAACCAUGAACGGAGAGAGAUUCAAAGAGAGAUUCUCUCUAUUUUGGGUUUACCACAUCGUCCAAGGCCCUUUUCUCCUGGAAAACAAGCAUCCUCAGCACCCCUGUUCAUGCUUGACCUGUACAAUGCCAUGACUACUGAGGAGGAAGAAGGAUUGGGAAUACAAGAGGUUACAGGGAAAGGUUUCAGCGGGAAGGCUCACGGAAACUCGCGUAAAGGUUACUACGGCUAUCCGCAGGGAUACACUCGUGUGGCGCAACCUUACCGCGCGGCCCCUCUGACGAGCCAAAGCCCUCCACUCACUACAUCUCACGACACCAACUUUCUCAACGAUGCUGAUAUGAUUAUGAGCUUUGUCAACUUAGGUAAGUAAGUGAAUUGACUUGAGAAAAGUUUCAAGCUGCCUGAUUUAUGCCAUGCGCUCCAGCACCAAAAAAAUCCAAAAUAUUGUGGCCACUAAUAAACCACAGUAUUUUAAGCCUUAGAAUUGUCACAUGACCUUCUCACUACUAAUAUAUAAAGGUUUAGAUUUGUUUAUAUAUUAUAUUAUUUUAUGUAUAUUGUCCAUGUACAAUUUCCUUCAGUGCUGGAAACAUACGCUUAGACCAUGUUUUUAUAUAUAAAAAAUACCAGAUAGAUUCGUCAAAAUGUAAAUUUAACAACCUUGAUUAUAUUAAAAUUAAUGAUUAUUUGUUUUUCUUCAAUUUGAUCUAAAUCAUUAGACUACAAUAAAAACCCUAAACAUGUUAAACAAAUGUUUCCACAGUAGCCUAUGUAAGCCUAUUCAUUUUGUUGCAGAAAAUGAUGAUAUUCAAUUACAUUUCCAAUUAAUAAAAGUUAUAGGCUAUCCCUAUAGUAGCAGGCCUUCAUUUCCCGUUUGUCACCUAUAGCAAGAACAGUGGCACACUGCUCACAAAUAUGUUUGCAAAUUCUCUUCAAAGGUCACAGUGCUGUUUGUCUGAAUGCUGCACAUUUCAUGAUACUGUUGUUGAUGUUUGAAGUCUUUUUCGUUUUCAAUAUCAGAUUCUAUUUCAGACUUUGAGAUGCCUGAUAUUAAUACAGGACCAUAUUUACACGUUAAAACAGCGGUAAAAGCACAAACAAUCCACAUUUUGAAGACCAUAUCCAUGCUCUUUGAAUAAGGUUUGAAUAAGCAAAAAAGCUGUUUGUAUGGACAUUCUUGAAAUUCUCAACUCUAAGGAGAUCUUAAAAUAUUAAACUGCAAUAUCAUCAUGUCAUACUUCCCCUAAAAUACAUGACUUUUCUCUUAAACCUUCAUAUUUGAUUUACCUAGGAAACAGGCCAUGUAUUUUGAAUAAAUAGAUGUUUAUCAAAAUACUUCAUAUGGAGUAUUUAUAUGUUUUGAAAUUGUCAACAUUUAUUGUAGCGUAAAGAAAGGCUUUCUGAUAAGAAUGAUUUGCACUAUGUUUCAUCAGUAGCUCUAACCUUUGACCCAGAAGUUCAUAAUAACUUAUCAGAUGACUGUCUGACCUUGGUUAAAUUGACCUUAAUUAUUUCCUGUUGUUAAAGAAAGGAAAGCGAUUGAGUGAGGCCUGCGCUUUUUCAGCACUUAUUCCUCAUGGCACUGGGUUUGGGCAGUUAUAUGUAAAAGCAGUAGCAUUGUUCAUUCGUCUUUGUGUCAUUUUUCAUUAAACAUUACGUCCCAAUGGAGAGUGAAAUAUAUAUUUAAGGGCUAGUACACCAGCAGUAAAAAACAAUAAAGUCUAAGAUCUGUUGUUAGGGAGCUAGUGAAAUGUUAUACUUGCUGACAUGUGCCAUUAUGAUAAACAGAAACGACAGUUACAGAGGACACAUCUUACAAAAAAGAGGCUUAUAAGAGAUAUAGCAUGAGCAUGUCAAAUAUAUGGGUGUGAAGGUGCCGUUUGAUUUAAAAUCCCUCACCUUGGUCAGUCCCAUCUGUUUCCAAUUAGAGCUGCAUGGCAUGUACACAGUCAGCCUUGAAAGCUCUGUGCUCUCAUUCUGGGGACAGUCAGUGGUAAAGUGUUCAAUGAAACUAUUUACACAAGUAUUACUACUACAGCAAUAAUUGACUUCACUACACUAAUGCUACCACUAACUCCUAUAAUACUAAUAGUGGUAGCAUAGAAGAAUGUUGUGAUUAUUAUUGAUUAUUAGAUCAUUUAUGUGAGGUAUUCAGAAAAAUGCAUAUUCACUCUUGUCGACAUUACGAUGAAAAAUUAUACAAAAGAUGUAUACUUUCUCUACUUCCUCUUCUUCCAAAUUGACAUCAAAAAUGAAUUCCAUAAACAAAGUUAAUUCACUAAAACUGUGGCAGACACUUUUUAGUGAGUCAAACCACCCUCCCAAUUAAUCUGCAGCUAUCUGACACUUGAAAUGCUUGAUAUACUCAACUUCACUUCUGCUUCACAUUACUACCCAUAGCUAAUCAUGGUGCAAGCCCAAUCUGUAACUGGCAGACCUGACCCCUGACCUGUGUGUGUUAAGCAACCACAGACUUUCACUGUAGAUAAACUAUCAGUGAAAUGGACUCACUGACUCUAUGAUUUCACUGGCUGUGCCAGAACACUAACACACCUCAACCCCAAUCCUUUUAUGCUGCUAUUUAGCAACAGUGUUGGAUGGUUAGCUGUCACUUUGUGUCUUCUUGACUGCAUAAUGGCAUGCCUUUGAUUGCAGACAGGGUUGAAAAUGCACUCUGCUUGUCUUUGCUCUUCUUUGUUUGUGUUUGUAUUGAUAAGUUCUGUAUAUUUUGUUAUGUGCACUUUUUAUAUUCAGUAUAAACUCAUUCAUCAUCAAACAAGUUAAAACAAAUUGGUCAGAGAAAGAUAAAUAUAGGUUUCACGGCCAAUGUAUUGUAUAGGAACAACAGGAGGUCAACAUUAGGUUGGCAAAUGAGGUCAAAGCAGUCACUCAAAUCUUGUCAAAAAAGGCUGUCUGGUCUCUUUUUGUCACGUUGAAGGGCAGACGAAAGUGUCUUUAAUUGAAAUCAGCCUGUUUUUCUUAACUGACAGCCCAUUCAUCAUGGGCAGAGAAUGCAGUUCUGCACACAGUGGAGGGCCUGUCUGGAAACUGCUACCUGUACUCACUUGACUGAUUAAAUGGACUGGAGAGUGCUUUUGUUGGAGUCAAAAUGUUUGGAUUGGCUUUUGGAAUGUGAAAACAUUUGAUAAAUUACCUUUUUUUUCAGUUAGGUAGGUUAAUGCUGGCUCACCACAUUCUGUCUGUGCAACACAUUUUGUAUCUAUUGUGGCUCAGGGAAGGUAUCUGUAAUAUUAGUCACUGAUCUGAAUAAGGUUUUUGCAUUGCCUCUCUAAAUAUUAUGCAGUUAUGCAAAUCCUCUAUUUAGUCCUCAUGGACCAGCCUGUCUUCUUUUUCAGUGGAGAAAGACAAAGAUUUCUCCCAUCAGCGAAGACACUUCAAGGAGUUCCGUUUCGACCUGACUCAGAUCCCGGAGGGAGAGGCGGUGACUGCUGCUGAGUUUCGGAUCUAUAAAGAUGGCAGUCAUGCCCGCUUUGAGAACGUUACCCUGAAGGUCACCAUCCACCAGGUCAUCAAGGAAUAUCAAAACAAGUAAGCACCAGCUGACCUUCAUUUCAACCCGCCAAAUCAUCCCAAUUAAAUUUUUUAUAUAUAAAGUACAUCAUCACCUUGUAAAUUCUUGUGAAAUUUGAUUUGAAAUGGGAUAGAAAUUCAGCCAUGGGCAUUUAAAGUCUCUCUGAAGGAACAUAAUAUAUUGAAGGUUACCUAUAGAAUAAGAUGACCUGUAUAUUCUUUAUGUUCCACAAGGUUGUUUUCUCUAAAACAGUACUAUAUACUGUAGAGUAUCCUUGACAUCCAGUUUUACACCUCUUUAGAAUGUCACUGUAAAUUUUGUCUAAAUCAAACUAUGUUAUGAACUUUGUAUGUAAUUGAUCAUUCUAUGGUUUAGAGUGGUGGAUUCCUCAAUCAAAAACCUAUACGAAGGGAAGGGAAAGCACAUCUUAUUCUGUUUAACUGAGAGGAACCAGUCAUCUCAAAUGUCCCCUAUUAUUGUUUAUAGGCAUCCUGAAUCCCUGUACAUAAAAGGUGCAGCCAUGUGAGUUUACAAACCAGUUUGCCUUGUUCUACCCUGGCCUUAUUGCCAGAUAGAGAACCACAAUGGUUGCUGAUUUGGGUUUUUAUGCGGGAUAUUUUGAGAAUGGAAGAACUCUUUAUCAUAUGUGAGAUGUAGUCUCUCAGUGAUAUGGCUGUAAAUGUAUUUUCAAAUUAAUGGAUGAAUAAAUCAAUUAAUGAUUUAAUUAAUUAAUUAUUUCAUCAAUACGUAAAUUAGCCAAUCAAUUAACCAAUCAAUCAACCAACCAAUCUACGAAUCACCAUAGCAUGAGAGGGAACCUAACACAUUGUGAAAUUGAACACAGUUUAAAGGGGCAGUCAGCAGUUGCUACAACCAUUUUUGGACUUAUAAAUUAAUUUUGUGUACCUAUUGAUUCUUGAAGAAUAUAACUUAUAAAUGCCUAAUGAGCUUAGUUCAAAUGUCAUAACCUAUCAGAACCCACAAUAUACAGUGAGGGAAAAAAGUAUUUGAUCCCCUGCUGAUUUUGUACAUUUGCCCACUGACAAAGAAAUGAUCAGUCUAUAAUUUUAAUGGUAGGUUUAUUUGAACGGUGCGAGACAGAAUAACAACAAAAAAAAUCCAGAAAAACGCAUGUCAAAAAUGUUAUAAAUUGAUUUGCAUUUUAAUGAGGGAAAUAAGUAUUUGACCCCUCUGCAAAACAUUACUUAGUACUUGGUGGCAAAACCCUUGUUGGCAAUCACAGAGGUCAGACGUUUCUUGUAGUUGGCCACCAGGUCUGCACACAUCUCAGGAGGGAUUUUGUCCCACUCCUCUUUGCAGAUCUUCUCCAAGUCAUUAAGGUUUCAAGGCUGAUGUUUGGCAACUUGAACCUUCAGCUCCCUCCACAGAUUUUCUAUGGGAUUAAGGUCUGGAGACUGGCUAGGCCACUCCAGGACCUUAAUGUGCUUCUUCUUGAGCCACUCCUUUGUUGCCUUGGCCGUGUGUUUUGGGUCAUUGUCAUACUGGAAUACCCAUCCACGACCCAUUUUCAAUGCCCUGGCUGAGGGAAGGAGGUUCUCACCCAAGAUUUGACUGUACAUGGCCCCGUCCAUCGUCCCUUUGAUGCGUUGAAGUUGUCCUGUCCCCUUAGCAGAAACCCCCACCCCCAAAGCAUAAUGUUUCCACCUCCAUGUUUGACGGUGGGGAUGGUGUUCUUCGGGUCAUAGGCAGCAUUCCUCCUCCUCCAAACACGGCGAGUUGAGUUGAUGCCAAAGAGCUCAGUUUUGGUCUCAUCUGACCACAACACUUUCACCCAGUUCUCCUCUGAAUCGUUCAGAUGUUCAUUGGCAAACUUCAGACGGGCAUGUAUAUGUGCUUUCUUGAGCAGGGGGACCUUGCGGGCACUGCAGGAUUUCAGUCCUUCACGGUGUAGUGUGUUACCAAUUGUUUUCUUGGUGACUAUGGUCCCAGCUGCCUUGAGAUCAUUCACAAGAUCCUCCCGUGUAGUUCUGGGCUGAUUCCUCACCAUUCUCAUGAUCAUUGCAACUCCACUAGGUGAGAUCUUGCAUGGAGCCCCAGGCCGAGGGACAUUGACAGUCUUUUGUGUUUCUUCCAUUUGCGAAUAAUCGCAACAACUGUUGUCACCUUCUCACCAAGCUGCUUGGCCAUGGUCUUGUAGCCCAUUCCAGCCUUGUGUAGGUAUACAAUCUUGUCCCAGACAUCCUUGGAGAGCUCUUUGGUCUUGGCCAUGGUGGAGAGUUUUGAAUCUGAUUGAUUGAUUGCUUCUGUGGAUAGGUGUCUUUUAUACAGGUAACAAGCUGAGAUUAGGAGCACUCCCUUUAAGAGUGUGCUCCUAAUCUCAGCUCUUUACCUGUAUAAAAGACACCUGGGAGCCAGAAAUCUUUCUGAUUGAGAGGAGGUCAAAUAGGAGGGAGCUGAAGGUUCGAGUUGCCAAACGUCAGCCUGGAAACCUUAAUGACUUGGAGAAGAUCUGCAAAGAGGAGUGGGACAAAAUCCCUCCUGAGAUGUGUGUAAACCUGGUGGCCAACUACAAGAAACGUCUGUACUCUGUGAUUGCCAAGAAGGGUUUUGCCACCAAGUACUAAGUCAUGUUUUGCAGAGGGGUCAAAUACUUAUUUCACUCAUUAAAAUGCAAAUCAAUUGAUAACAUUUUUGACAUGCGUUUUUUCUGGAUUUGUUUGUUGUUAUUCUGUCUCUCACUGUUCAAAUAAACCUACCAUUAAAAUUAUAGACUGAUCAUUUCUUUGUCAGUGGGCAAAUGUACUAAAUCAGCAGGGGAUCAAAUACUUUUUUCCCUCACUGUAAGCUUCUCUUAUUCUAAUGUCUGUAAACAAAGUAAAUGUAAACAAACAUAUAUAUAUAUAUAUAUAUAUAUAUAUAGCCUCAAAACAUGGUUAGAACUAUAAUUUUGAUAUCAUGGAUGUUCUUGCAUCCAUAGCUCUGUCUAUGAAUUUGAGAGUUCUCCAGCCCAUCCCUCAGCUUUUUACCGAAACAGAGGCGGAGAUACCGCUUUGUUAUUGUUUCUCCUUCUGAUUGCCACUUUUAAAAAAACAAUUAUUAUUAAUAUAAAAACAUUUUUUUGGGGGUGGGGGGUAGAUCAGCUUUAAUAUUGCAGAUAGAUUGUGGCUUCCAUCAAUGUAAUUGUCUGCAUAAUUUCCAAUCCCCCAUAUAUUUGUUUUGUGUAUAUAUAUAUUAAAAAUAUAUAUAUAUAUAUAUAUAUAUAUUCCUUUAUUAGUUUCCCCUAACCCUACCACCCCUCCCCCAAUUGGAGUAAACUAAUGGACAACAACACUUAGGCUUCUGCUUCCAGCUUAUUAUUUUACGGACACAUUAUAUUUUACAAUAGUAAUCUUUUGUUUGUUUUUAGUCCCAUCCUUCAGCUCCACUCUGAUUGCCACUUUAAAUUAGCUUCAAAUUUGAAAGUGGCUGUCUUUAGAUAACAUUGUCUAAAGUUGAGCAUCUGCCCUUGGGGACAUGCUUGUGUCAGCUUAAUCCUAGGGAGGCUUUCAAAUGUCCCUUUAAAACCUGCACGGUCUGGGAAACACUUGAGGCAGGCAAUUAGGCAUAAAAUAAAGGACAUCCUGUUUACACUAGCACAUCAUGGAAGUUUGGAAGGACUUUAUACUGAUUAAUGUGCUUAUUUCAAGUGUCUUCAAGAAGGCCAUUUGUCUCCUUUGAAUUAUCAAAUCAUGAUCUGAUAUGCACAUUUUGGCGAUAGAUUGAUAUUGCAGAGAACGAAGUGGCACAAAGUAAGCAGAAAUGCCACAAAAUGGAAGCUUGUCACAAAUAUAUUAUAAUUUAGAAGCUUAACUAUACUUUUGUGUUAUCUUAACUUUGAUUCCAAAUGGGGGAGAAAAUCUAGAAGUUUCUAGAUAUUCUGCCCUAUUUACAUUUACAUUUACAUUUUAGUCAUUUAGCAGACACUUUUUAUUAACUAAAAACAUCCAUUGUGCUGUUUAUCUUAUAUGUCUUCUAUGGAAAUCAGAGUGGUAGCUGUGGUAAACACAGUCAGUAGCCUACACAGCUUGGUGUAUGAUGAAACAAUCCUUUAAAAUGAAACAAACAAGAAAGGAGGCAAUAAGGCUGUAUACAGGCAGCCCAAAUCUGAUAUUUUGCCCAAUUAUUGACAAAAGAUCAGAAUUGGGCUGCCUGUGUAAACAGACUCAGCAACAUGGUUAGGCAUACAUUCUGGUCCAAAUAUGUUUUUCCUUUGAUUAAGACCAAACAUACCUUUUUACUUUAUUUGCAUUUGGGCAUGAAUAAUAUGUUUUCAAUAAGAUAUUGAAACUUUGGAACAAACGUUUGCACAUGUUAACUAAAUAAAUCGAUUUCAACAAUGAAUUCUACAGUUUAUCUUUGCCUGGUCUACAAGUGUUCUAUAUUCAGUGCUUGACUUGGGCAGGAGCUCACCGGAGCUGAGUACCGGCACCUAAAAUGUUAUAUUGCUUGGGCUCCUGUUCCUCUUAUAGAAUAUUAGCUCAAAAGUAUUGUGGAGCUCCUGCACCAAAAUAUAAACAGUACCGACACCCAAAAUGAGUACCGGAACCUAUUUCACUCCAAGUCAAGCACUGUCUAUAUUGCUCUCCUUUCAUCUGACUGACUAUUUGUGAACCUCAUCCUUGUAUCUCCAACCUUGUUCCGCCUCAUUCUCACCACACCAGGCCCUUACAAAUAUAGUCCACGGAUAAAGCUUUUCCAUUAGCAAGUUCACCACUUGUGAAGCCUCGGAAGUCCAUCAGUUAUCACUCCUCCUGGUCUAUGUGUUGCCUGUCAGGCGGCUUGUUGCAUCCCAGUUCAGUAGAAGCCAUGUGGGCCCAUUAGGGGCUGCCUAGGGGGUUCCCAUGGUAACCCUCAUGCCCACCUGCUUCUCUUAACAAUGUUCCGGAAGUUGGAAGCCGUGACAUAGCUGAACACACAGGGGUCUACUUAAAGCAGGGCCCACAUUCACUGGCCAAAUAUGUGUGCGGGUGAUUGAAGGGGAGAUAUGACCCUCUUGGGCUUUUCUGGAGGUCCUAGUCAUUGAACUCUCCCAUCUGAAGCCCCAGGCCACAGCCAUCGCGUUCUCUUUUAUGGCUCACCGAGGUCUGGAGCCAUCACACAUUUAGCUCCUCAGCUCCUAACUGUGACUUUUCGGCUUGAUAAACAUUAUUCAGAGUUUCACAGUUCAGCACCCUUUUCUCUGCUCCUCCCCCAAGGAGCUAUCAUUAAGCUGGUGUUGAACUGCUCAGCAGCUCAGCCAAAUAUGAUUUAAAAUGGGUGGUAGAGUAAAGACAAAUGUGUUACUUAAAUGUUUUUUUCACUGCUUGGCAAUUAUGGCCUUGAGUACGUGACUGGUUGAUUAAUAUCCAACUUAUCCAUAUUUUGUGCGGUUGUGAAAACAGAUUGUCUCUAAUCCGGCUAAAGAGUCACUAGGCACUCCUUUGAGAGAGGAGUAUUUUUCAGAGGAAUUUACUUCAAAAUAUGGGGCUCAAAGGAUAGAGCACAUGGAACAACACAUUUAAAUAGUAAGAUACAUUUUUGUCAAAGGAUGUUUUUGGCUCAGAUCUAAGAGAGAACGCUGGAAUAAAUUGCAUCCUGUAGUGAUUAUUCAAUGAUACUUUGUUUGUGUAAUGAUUUCCAAUAUGGCAGGUCAGGGCCUCAUUAAUUGUUUGACUGCUUCCAAGUCUAAACGACCCAGAGGAAGCAUGUGUUCUCUCUUUGUGUGGCCCAUGCAAGUUUUAACAACAUUAAAGUGGAUAAACAGGAAUUUCAUGAUUAGUUCCAGAGCUGAAAGAGGAGAGUAAGAUCCAUCAAUUAUAUCACCCCUGUGUUAAAUAUUUUUUAUCCAGUAAAUCAAAGUUUACUCAUAGUAAUGUAUGUGCAUUGCCAUGUGUCAAGUUAUCACAUGCAUUCACCUGUUAUUUUUUAUCGAUUUUAUAUACUUUUUUUCCUUAACAGGGAUGCAGAGACAUUCUUGUUGGAUUCCAAAAAGAUCAAGGCCUCUGAUGGGGGCUGGCUGGUCUUUGACAUCACAGCCACCAGUAACCACUGGGUGCUGAACCCACUGCAGAACAUGGGUCUGCAGCUCUCUGUGGAGACUUUGGAUGGUAAGGGAAGCAGUAUUUUUAAUCCGCCUUUGUUGUUGCAGGGAAUUAAAUAUAGAAAAGCAAUUAACCUCUACGGGAUCGGUGUCCCAUAUAUGGGAUGGUUGAGCUAACGUGCGCUAAUGUGAUUAGCAUGACUGUUGUAAGAGCAAACUUUCCAGGACAUAGACAUGUCUUAUAUGGGCAGAAAGCUUAAAUUAUUGUUAACCUAACUGCACUGUCCAAUUUACAGUAGCUAUUACAGUGAGAAAAUACCAUGCUAUUGUUUGAGGAGAGUGCACAACAACAACAAAUGUAUCACGGCAACUGGUUUGAUACAUUCACCUCUGAAGGUAAAUCAUGUACUUAUAUUCAGUAAUCUUGCUCUGAUUUGUCAUCCUGAGGGUCCCAGAGAUAAAAUGUAGCAUAGUUUUGUUUGAUAAAAUCCAUUUUUAUAUUAAAAUGUAGGAACUGGGUUCUAUAGUUUGAACCUCUGCUGUCUCUGGCACCACACCCACCCGGCCCGGCCAUCUAGAUGUGUGAAAGUUAGUGUAUAAGCUAAUGAUCCAUCAUGUAUGACAUUUCCUGGGAGUGUGUAAACUUACAUUUUGUAUUACCAUAUCAUUUUUGUAUGUUCUGUAUAGUUAUGUACUUGAAAAUGUAUCAAUUGACCAAUUUGGCACAUUUGGGCAGACUUGACACAAAAUAGUCCAGUAUUGCAAUGCUUCACUGGAUCAAUCUGAAACUUUGCACACACACUAAACUCUAAAUUGCGCCUAAACUGCAAUAUUAUAUUGUGGCCUUUCUCUUGCAUUUCAAAGAUGAUGAAAAAAAAAAAAAUAGAAACGCAUGUUAUUUUGUUUGUAUUAUCUUUUACCAGAUCUAAUGUGUAAUAUUCUCCUACAUUAAUUUAACAUUUCCACAAACGUCAAAGUGUUUCCUUUCAAAUGGAGUAUGAAAAAUGUAUGCACUCACUAACGAUUGUGGAAAUUUGGGUAUGUCAUUUUAGGCGAAAAUUGAAAAAAAGAGUCUGAUCCUUAAGAGGUUAAACAUUGUAGUUACCUCAGGCUUCAAAAGUAGUUUGCCUUGAAAUGAUUUUAGUCAUUCAGUAGACACUCUUAUCCAGAUAAGGAACAACCAACCUUGGUCAAGCCAGGAAUUGACUUUGCAUACAGAUUGGAAAGAGCAAUAUCCAUCAAAACAAUGUAGGCCAGGGCUGUUCAAUGUCAGUCCUGGAGGGCCGAAAAACAUCUGGCCAAAUCUGCUGUGAGCUGCCAACUGUAGCCAGUGAAAGUGCUGAGAAAUGGGGUGACAUUCUGGAUAAACUGUCAUUAUACUAGAUGAGCGGCACAGCUCUGAUGGCACGAGCGGGGAGCCAGACUAGGAGAGAGUUGCAGUAAUCCAAGCAAGAUGAUGAGUGACUGGUCUAGGAGCUGUAUUUAAUAGCUUGUGAGGAAUGAGUAGAUAUUCACUGAUACCUUAGAGUAGGGUUCCCCAAUAGGCGGCCUGUGUGCCAAAUUCUGCCCGUGGGUGAUUUUAGACUGUAAAAUCACCAGGAAAUUAGGUCAAAGUGAUGUUAAUUUAGGAAAUCUGUUCCCAAGUAUUCCAACGCAUAAAUAGAGGCAUAUGUGAUCGUAUUCCAAUGUAAUCAAGGUUUGAAAUUAUUCUGUUUUUGUCAAAUACUAUAUAUUUUUGGGAUUCUUGCGGUCAAUUUGCAGUGUACAAAUUAUUGAUAUGUUCCGGCCCCUGACCAGCCGCUCAAGGAAAAAUCUGCACACGGCUGAAUGUAAUUGGGGACCCCUGCUUUAGAGGCAGUCUCUACCGGACAGAGUCAUUGAUGUUCUCUGUGAAAGACAGAGAAAGCUGGUCUUCAAGGUCACACCCAGGUUCUUUGCCGUCUUGGAGGGAGACACAGCUGUCCAUAGAGGAGAGGUCAGGUCUGUGUUGUCAAGGUUUGAGGUUGAGAUGUUGAUGUUUACCAGACAUGAAGAGAUACAUACCAUAUCAUAACCUGUGUGUCAGACGAGAGAAGGACAGACAGCGCUGUGUGCCCUAUGCAUAGCAAAGGUAGGAUAAGCCCUGUGAAAAGAAAACAGAGCCCAGUGACUGACUGGGAGAUCAACAGUGGAAGGAGAACUGAGCCCAGGGGAACACCUGUUGCUUGGCUUCAUGGUGAGGACAGAACCUUUUCAUGUCACGUAGUAGGAGUGAUCAUCCUGAGAUGCCCAUCCCUCAUAGAGGUGGGGCUUCAGAGCAGGAUCUGAUAUUUCACGUGUCAAAAGCAACUGAGGAUAGAGAGCUUAUACGAUGAAGGCAGUUUUAGUUAAUUUGUUCUUUUUUUAAAGAAUAAUGUUCAUGUUACAACGUUUGUUUGGAAAAUAAUGCAUGCUCACUAUCAUAAAUUGAGCCAUAAUCACUGCAUCUAAGAUUGGAGAAACAUCAAAUGUUUUUCAUUUUUUUCAUUUGGUAGAAGUUUUUUGUGUGUGUGGGGAAAUGAGGAAAACAGUUCAAAACCCAAAGGAGUACCUGACUGUUUUAACAAUUAUGACAAGAAUACUAUGAAGACGGAUAUUUGGUAUCUUCUUUAAAACCACAAGACAUUGAUGAAAUGUUCUUUGGGAUGAUCUAUGAAUUAGAGACAUUAGCUUAGGUUAAAUUAUGAAUGGAAUAGCGGUCAUAUAGCAGUUGUACAAUAUCAUACAAAUUGGUGACGUAUAGUAUCAUACGUCUUACCCGGUCAUAACAUAUAAUACGAAUUGGAAAACAGAAAUUAUCAUACGUCUUUGCUCAUAUCAACAAUGCAAGCUUACAUUAAUAUAUUAUACUGACACCAUUUUACCCAAUUUUGGCUUGUGCAAUUGCUCCCCUAUAUCGUAUCUAAUUAUGCUUCUGUUUGCUGCUAUUCACAUUGCUUGUUGUUUUAAAAGGACGGAGUAUAAACAUGAAGUCUGCUGGCAUCGUUGGAAGGAAUGGGCCACAAUCCAAACAGCCAUUCCUAGUGUCAUUCUUCAAGGCCAGUGAAGUGUUGCUGCGCUCUGUCAGGGCCGCUGGUGGAAAGAGAAAGAAUCACAAUCGCAACAAAUCAGGUGGUCAACAGGAAUCAUCACGGGCACCCAAAACUGGAGGUGGGCUUAUUAAACUACACUCUCAGAAAAAAAAGUACAGAAUUGUACUUAAAGGGGUACAAACGCUUGCCACUGUAGUGGUACCCUGUAAGGUACGUCCAUUGUACCAUUAGUUAUAGGUAAAUAAUUGUACCCUUGCAGUUUGUACCUUAAAAGAGCCAAAAGGUAGCAUUUGCCUUUUUAGGGUACCACCACAGUGACAAAGCCGUUUGUUCCUUUUAAGUGGCAAAAAUGUACUUGUUUUCUAUAACAAGGCCCUCACGUGUACACGUCUCUCCACCCACCUCUGACACAAUUGUAGCUAAUUCAGGGGGUAGCCUGACCAGGACUCAAACAUGAAUCCAGCAACUGUCAAGCCAACACCUUAACCAUUACACCACGAGGUCCGUACCACUUGACAAGGUCACUCAGUGUAGGGUUAAUAUUAAUUACAGCUCCUUUAAUAAUAUAAUAAUAAUAAUAAUAAUAUGCCAUUUAGCAGACGCUUUUAUCCAAAGCGACUUACAGUCAUGCGUGCAUACAUUUUUGUGUAUGGGUGGUCCCGGGGAUCGAACCCACUACCUUGGCGUUACAAGCGCCGUGCUCUACCAGUUGAGCUACAGAGGACCUUUAUUGUCACAUGCUCAUAUGUAAGCCUUUAUAAAGACUUCAGAACUGGCAGCAGACACACUCAAACUUUAAUUAACAUAACCAUAGACCACUUAAACUGGUACAGCACUUCCACUCACAGGUGGCCCAAAAUAACUAUCUGAAAGCCACGACCCCAAUAAGCCACACCUCCAAUGAUUGUACUUUUAUAUUCAAAAUAUUGGGUACAAAAAUGUAGCAUUAUCUGCACAUGUACCCUAAAAAGUGCCGAACAGUACCAUGUGAGAUCAAAUGUGUACCUCUGAAGGUACAUUAUGUGUAUUUUGAUAUUUUGUACCACAGGAAACAAUACUGUACCUUAACUGUAUCCUUGUUUUCUGAGAGUGAACCAUAAUUGACAUUGUUUUGGGUUUGGACUGGAGUAAGUUGGCAAUUUAACUUCAGAUAAUGAAACUCCUUACAGUCCCAUUUGUUAUUCCCUGUUAGUGCAUUAAAACAGUAUGUUACACACUCCAGGAUGUUAUGUCUACUCAAGCAGCCUCUUGUUGCCAAGGAGCCUUGUUUUGGCUGCAUGCUGUUCCAAUUCAUGGAUCAAACGUCUUAAUAAUCAACUGCAGUAUACAUGUAGCUCCGGGAUGGGCAACUCCAGUCCUCAGGGGCCCGAUUGGUGUCACGCUUUUGCCACAGCCAACACACCUGACUCCAAUAUUCAACUUAUCAUGAUCUUCAGUUUAGAAUGCAAUUAGUUUAAUCAGCUGUGUUUUCUAGGGAUGGGGGAAAUGUGUGACACCACUUCAGCCCCGAGGACUGAAGCUGCCCAUCCCUGAUGUAGAUCGAUAUAAAAGAGAUACAUUUUCAAAAUAGUAAACCUACCUGCCUAAUCUAUGACCUCUUUCAGCUCCUCAUGAAGAUGGCACAUGGAUAUGAAUAUGUACUAAUACAACUACUCUAGCUAAACUACACACAACAUCCACAAUGACCAUCUUAAUUAAUUAUUUUAAUUUGGUUGUAAUUGCAUAGAAGUCUUUGUGCACUUGCUUCAGCUUGGCAUCUGUUUUUAACUGAUGUGGUUCAGAGCAUUAGGGAUACCCAGUCAACACCCAUUCAGUGGCCACAUGAAUGUAAUAACCAUAAAUGAGUUGGUGCUGCCAUUUGCUGUUAACAGUUUGUUAAUAUUUCAUGAAUAAUUGAUUUGGUGUACAUUUCCUAUUGUCCAAAAAUAAUUGUACUGUGGGCAAACAAUAUACCACAGUGCUCACAUGUGCUCAAUGAAAGAAAAACCCCAUGUCUUCUGUAUACAACUACAGUAUAUAAUAGCCUAAUGAUAAACUUGCAGACUUGAGAGAUUAAUUAAUUAUUUGUUGUUUUCAGAUCAUAACACCAGUGAGCAAAAACAAGCCUGCAAGAAGCAUGAACUUUACGUCAGCUUCCGAGACUUAGGAUGGCAGGUAGGAAAGAUGGAACACUAUUUGAACCAUAUUAUAUCUACUCUACAUAAGCAUGGUCAUAACAUGUGUGUUACAAAUAUGUGUGUGUAAAAAGCACCUCUUUUAGUUUCAACCAUGGUAUUAAAUGCAGUAGACAAGAAACAGACAGACAAUAUGACAGACUUAAGAAAACACAUCAAGUGUCAAUGAAGUGUCUUCAAUAUUUAAAGAGGAGCACUUUGAGGCUUAUUUUGUAUUUUCUUUAUUCUAUUUGAAGGACUGGAUUAUUGCACCGGAAGGCUAUGCUGCUUUUUACUGCGAUGGGGAAUGUUCCUUUCCACUCAAUGCACAUAUGAAUGCGACAAAUCACGCCAUUGUGCAAACCCUGGUAUGUGCAAACCCUCACAAGUUGCUUAUUUCCCAUGAAUUCAUAUUGAAUUGCUUUACCAAUAUGGUAAUAAUUAAUUCCACACCAUAUGGAUUUUCUGAGCUGCUCAAACUGCAGCUUUGAUGCUAUCUGGGUCAUUUCACCAAUUCAGUGCCUUUUGAGAAGGGUAACUUGUUAAAAAUUUAAAAAUAAAUUGAUUUCACCUAAUUUGAAUAUUCUGUCAUAAAGAGUUCAACUUAAUAAAAAACAAGUUUAACAAGUUUUACCAGCUCAAGAGGUGAAAAAAGUAAAUUACUAUAGUAAGUGCCAAUUAAGUACCAAAUAAAGUAACAGGGUUGACCGUAACAGGGUUGACUUUGUUAAAGCCACAUAAUAACUAGGGCUUUACAACGAUGGUGAAAACCUGGAGACAUUUUGGGGUUAAGUGGGUUAAAAUCUUCCUAGAAGUCACAGAGGGUGCACGGAGAGACAUGUCAAAAUGCAGAAUGUUGGCACUUAAGCAAGUCUUCAUUAAAGGGCACUUCAUUUAAUAUAACAGAAUUUUUAAAAUCAAUAUUGGUGCACAAUUUCUACUUAAAAUAUCAAAAGGGAUGCAAAAGGCACUAUUUCCACGGGAAUUACCCAUCUCCUUUGUAUACUCAGUCCUUUCUAUUUGCUUCCACAGGUCCAUCUGAUGUUCCCUGACAAUGUGCCAAAGCCAUGUUGUGCACCGACCAAGCUGAACGCUAUAUCUGUGCUUUACUUUGAUGACAGCUCAAAUGUCAUCCUCAAGAAAUACAGAAACAUGGUUGUUAGGUCAUGUGGUUGCCAUUAA
Molecule: messenger RNA, 16070 nt
Organism: Coregonus sp. 'balchen'
Lineage: Eukaryota; Metazoa; Chordata; Actinopteri; Salmoniformes; Salmonidae
Source: the annotation of a GenBank genome assembly